GCGUCUUUCCGCUCUGCCUAGGCUGGCGCAGGCGUGGUGACUCGGGCGGCCAGGACCUGCGGCCCCGCCUCAGCGAGGAAGGCCCGCCUGCGCCCCUCGAUAAUAAUGCCCCGGUAUUGCGCAGCGAUUUGUUGUAAGAACCGCCGGGGACGAAACAAUAAGGACCGGAAGCUGAGUUUUUACCCGUUUCCUCUACAUGACAAAGAAAGACUUGAAAAAUGGUUAAAGAAUAUGAAACGAGAUUCAUGGGUUCCCAGUAAAUACCAGUUCCUGUGUAGUGACCAUUUUACUCCCGACUCUCUUGACAUCAGAUGGGGUAUUCGCUAUUUGAAACAAACUGCAAUUCCAACAAUAUUUUCUUUGCCUGAAGACAAUCAGGAGAAAGACCCUUCCCCAAAAAAAUCCCAGAAGAAAAAGUUGGAAAAUGAGAAAGAAGUAUGCCUAAAAGCCAAGUCAGAAGAAUCAUUGGCAUCAAAUGAGCCAAAGAAGAAUACAGUUAAUACAAAUAUCCUCCCUGAACAUGCAGAAUUACUUGAUUCAUCUGCCUUGGUAAAGCCACCAGAUCCAAAAACACAAAGUGUACAAAAUAACGUAUUAACUCUUAAUCUAGUUAAACAAGAUACUAGAAAACCAGAAUCUACUUUGGAAACGUCAAUUAACCAAGACAUAGGUAUAGGUGGUUUUCACACAUCUUUUGAGAAUCUAAAUUCUGCAACUAUUACUUUGACAACUUCAAAUUCAGAAGGUAUUCAGCAGUCUUUGGAAGCCCAAAAAGUGCUCGAAAUAACUACCAAUCAUCUUGCUAACCCAAACUUUACAAAUAAUUCUGUGGAAAUUAAGUCAGCACAGGAAAAUCCAUUCUUAUUAAGUGCAGUUACUCACACAGUUGAAGAAUUAAAUACAAAUAAAGAAUCUGUUAUUGCCAUUUUUGUACCUACAGAAAAUUCCAAACCUACAGUUAAUUCUUUUAUACCUGCCUCCAAAGAAACUGUGGAAAUGGAAGAAGACAUAGACACUGAAGACUCAUAUAAGGAUGUAGACUAUGAGACGGAAGUUUUACAAAUUGAGCAUUCUUACUGCAGACAAGAUGCAAAUAAGGAACAUCUAUGGCAGAAAGUCUCUAAACUACAUUCAAAGAUAACUCUUCUUGAGUUACAAGAACAACAAACUCUAGGAAGAUUGAAAUCUUUGGAAGCUCUUAUAAGGCAGCUAAAACAGGAAAACUGGCUAUCUGAAGAAAAUGUCAAGAUUAUAGAAAACCAUUUCACAACAUACGAAGUUACUAUGAUAUAGAUUAAAGAGGUUUUAAAGUUGUGACUUUUUUGCAAGCUUUCUAUUAGCCAAACCAAAUUAUAUGUAAAGUGAACUUUUUCCUGUGUAAAGUUCUUAAUGAAGCUAAGCAAGUGCUCUAAUGUUACGAAAUGCAUCCUGUUCUUGUAAUGCUCAUUUUUGAGAAAAACUAGAGUUGCUGGGUAGAAAAAGUUUCAUUACUUGUUAAGUUUCCAAAUUUAAAGUAAAAAUAUAGUGAACGAAUAAUAUGAUUAAGUCAUAAAAUGAGAGAACACAGAUAUGGUAAACAAGAACCCAGAGUAGAAGUCAGACUCAGGAAACUUUAGUCCUGAUUCUACCAUUGGCAUGUGACUUGGACAAGUUACCUAUCAAGACUGAGUCUCAGUCUCUUAUCUAUAAAAUGAGGGCACUUGACUAGAUCUCCAACAUAGUCUGUUUCUUUAUAGUUUCUUUACUUUCUAGUAAGGUACUUUUAAUAGAAGAAGUUUUCUAUAAGAUAAUCUUAUACUUAGAUAAAACUAGAUGCUGGCUAGAACUUGAUAUUAUUCUCAAUAUUGAAUUCUCAGUAUUGAAUUCUUCUCAAUAUUGAUUAAAUUUUGUGUUGCUUGGCCUUUGGGUUAUAGUUUUCUGUAUUAUAAAGGAAAAUACUCCUUUUAUAAUUUUAUUCCAGUUGAACUAAAAUGAGGAAUCAACCAUUAGCCCAAUUCUUAGGAGAGGUACUUUAAACUUGAAAGAAUAUGUACCUUGUUUGAGGCUGAACAUAAUAAUACAUAGUCAUUUAAGCUUCUUCACAUCCUAUAUUUAAGGCUAUAUUUAUAAACCGAAAGUUUCAAUGAGGUUAAUUUUUUAAAGAUAUUUUAGUAAUUAUAGUCUGUAUCUAUUUAAUACGUGUAACUUUAAGAGUGUGUGCUUAUGUCAUUUUAAAAUUCCAGAAUGAUAGAGUAAUAUUUAAUACUAUGCCUUCCUACUUACUUGUAUUUUAUUAAAAGUUGAGAACUCACAGAUACGUGGUAAUGACCUAAGGGGACAAGUAGGAACAAGAAAUAAUGGUGGUAGAAAUAAAAAGCAAUGUAAAAGCAGAGGCAUAGUCAUUACACAAUGUGAAAAAUAGAUGAUCCUUUAAAGUUGGUAUCAAUAUAAUUAAAUAUGUUAUUGCUUAUGAUGUUAAGCAAAUUCUUGUCAGUCUGUUUCUUCGUUUUUUCAUCCUGUUAUAUGAAAAAUACUGUUACCUGUCUUGAAGGACGGGUCUUUGAAUUCUGUAAGGUAAUAAAUGUGCUUUUGGUGCUGGAAAAUAGGAGGUGCUCAAUAAAUGUUAGUUGACUGUGCAGCAAAUAGUUACUAAUUGUUUUGAAAAUGGAUGGUGAUUAUUUGGGGCCACAUAUCACUUAGUUUUUUUAGGCUAAUAAAAAUUAAUUAGUGUUAUAUGAAUGUGUCAGCUAAUUAUAAAAAGUUGAUUAGAGAUGUCCUUAUUGGGUGACCAUGGAGGAGGGGAACCUAAAAUUUUUGCAUAAAUUAUAUGCAGAUAAUUGGUAAAGUAUUUGAUGUUAUUUUUAAGGGGCAUUUUGCUAAUACAUAUUUAAAAUAAAUGAUAUAAGUGAAAAUGACCUUUUUAAGUCAUUAUAAAA
This is a messenger RNA of Camelus dromedarius (Arabian camel), 2915 nucleotides long. It is a transcript of the gene THAP5, whose product is annotated as THAP domain containing 5. The transcript has 3 exons. The record is from RefSeq and is a predicted model, not a curated record. Gene Ontology annotation, cellular component: nucleus. Lineage: Eukaryota; Metazoa; Chordata; Mammalia; Artiodactyla; Camelidae. Bases 106 to 1293 code for a protein of 395 amino acids.